GCUCUAAUUCUUCACUUUUCUGCGGCCCUAACAAAAUGAAAUUUAAAGUGAUGGGACCAGGUGCUGAUGAGCUACAACUGUACAUGGGCAAUGCAGACCCUGUACCUCUGAGCAGGAUGCAUGAAACCUGUGGCAUCUUGGUGAAACGGACACCAUUUGGACUUAUCCUACUUGUCCCAUAUGAUGGAUGUGGCGUUAAACAGAACGGGACCCACGUGUUGACAAUGCAGUGGAGGAAGAGUGUUGUUAAUAUAACCUGCAACAUGUUGCCAAACACUGAUCUCAGUACAACCACUGAGCCUGUUGAUGAUUCUUUAAAAACAACUGGAUUUCACAGAGCCCUUCAUCGUAUGAAGCGGGGUUUUAGAUGGCAUCCCAUAUAUGAUCCUUGUUAUCAACGCCGCCGUUUUCCAUUUUUCCAUUAUUUCUUUUCAACACCAACUCCGACCACCACCACUACUGCUGCUCCGACACAUCCAUCUUUACUUUAUCAACGCUUCUUUAAGAAACUCCUGGAAUACUACCCAUUCUAUGCUCAUUAUUUUAAAAGGCCCAGAUAUCAUCUGCCCCCCUAUUACCAAGCUUAUAACCCUCCAGAAUGGCAUACAUACUUUCAAACGACUCCAAAACCUAAGUUGUUUGCUCAUCCCUUUCAGAAAAUCCUUGCAGAGUAUUUUACCACCCCAAAGACGACUCCAACAACGCCGACAGAGCCAACGGUGACGUCAAGUACUGACUGCCCACAACCAAGGAUUGGUCCUUCUGCAAAGCACAGCAUUUAUAAUUUUGUUCCCAGAGCGUAUGUUGGUAACAGUAAGAUCCAACAAAAUGAGCAGAACUAUAUAUCUGGAUACAGUCAAGCAAAUCCUGAUGCCUUCUGGGAGUCUUUUCCUUUGCUUUAUCAUUCCACAAGUCUAGUUGAUCCAGACUUGGAGGACCUGACAUCUAAGUGAGUGACUAAGCACUCAUGGAACACAGCCUAGUGGUCCUACUUUUUAGAUGUUUGCUUUUUUGUGAAAAACUAAUAAACAAGUU
Molecule: messenger RNA, 1035 nt
Organism: Cyprinodon tularosa
Lineage: Eukaryota; Metazoa; Chordata; Actinopteri; Cyprinodontiformes; Cyprinodontidae
Exons: 3
Coding region: 36-953 (305 amino acids)
Source: RefSeq, a predicted model, not a curated record